Messenger RNA from Tarenaya hassleriana, 2580 nucleotides. RefSeq lists its product as uncharacterized. The coding region runs from base 143 to 2011 and encodes 622 amino acids. Gene Ontology annotation, molecular function: mRNA binding. Gene Ontology annotation, cellular component: exon-exon junction complex. The record is from RefSeq and is a predicted model, not a curated record. Gene Ontology annotation, biological process: mRNA processing. The transcript is spliced from 13 exons. NCBI's taxonomy places the organism in Eukaryota, Viridiplantae, Streptophyta, Magnoliopsida, Brassicales, Cleomaceae.
CCUGCCCUGUCCCGCUUAUCGUCAACCCAAAAAUCGGCCCGACAACGCUUCUGAGAGUGUAUAGGGUUUCCGGAAACUACCGUACCGUCUCUGGAUUUUUUUCCUCAUGAAACCUUGAUUUCCGUUUGAUAUCAAGUAUGUGAUGGUUCUCGUCCUCGUCCUCCAAUCGGCGAUAAUUAGGGCUUUCGCGGUGUUUUUGUUCCUUGGGGUGAUUAUGGCGCCAACUGGCGAAGAAGAGGUGGAGUAUGAGAGUGAUCCUGAGGAGGUGAAGCGCUCCUUGGCAAUGAGGAGGAAAGAAGCGAGCGAUGACGAGGAUGAUGAAGCGGCUCGGGAGGAUGAUGAUGGCCAAGGAGGAGCUCUGAGGACUGAGAUUCAUUCGGAUGAAUCUGAUGGCCAGGGUGGUGUAGCAAAGUAUGAGAAUGAAGAUGAAGAAAGAUUGCUCAUGGAUGGUGAAGACGGGGAUGAUAUUUCUGAUGAAGAUGAAGAGUAUACUGAGGAAGGGUAUGCUGAAGGAGACUACGGCAUGGAACAUGUGGCUGGCAGAUUGCAGGGUAAUAUGAUGAAGGCAGUGGAGGGUGAUAGGACGAAUGGGGAAGAGGCUAUGAAGGGGCAUGCGGCAGUUCAUGUAGAAGAAGAGGAAGAAAAGGAAAAGGGACCGUUCUCCGUGCCCACCGCUGGAGCAUUUUAUAUGCAUGAUGACAGAUUUCAGGAAAAGUCUGGUGGCCGACACAGGCGAAUGCACGGUGGAAGGAGGCUCUGGGAAUCCAAAGAUGACAGAAAAUGGGGACAUGACAAAUUUGAGGAAAUGGAUUCACCUCAAAAGCAAUAUGAGCGGCGGAGGACUUCUAGGGGCGGAUUUAGAGGACGUGGUUGGACUAGGGGAGAGGAGCAUGGAUACAAUAGAGGGAGCAGUUCUAAGAAAUUUAGCGACAAUGGGAAUCAAAACCAGUUUUCUAAAUCUGUCACUAGAGGGAGAGGGCCCAGAAAAUAUGAGACCACCUUGAGAAACGGAAAUCAAGCAUCUUCUGGCCGAAACAAGCAAUCAUGGAAUUCUCUUGAGAAAAAGUCUCACCUUGAUUUAGGGCGUGCACCAACAGCCACAGCUAGCUCUGACAUUGAAGCCGGUCAUGCAAAAAAGGAUGUAGCUGUUUCUAUUCUGAAUUCAGCCUCUCCUCCAUUUUAUCCUUCAGGGUCCUCCAAUAGCUUAGCACAGAAGGAUAUUCAAGUUGGCAUGGGAAGACUGCACAUGAAUGAAAGCAGUUCGCCUACUGGAAGGAGUUUUGGGAAUACAAAAAUUUCUUCUUCUGCAUCUUCAUCAGUCGGUACCGAUCAGACCGCUCAGUCCAUGAGUCAAGCUUCUAAAGGGAGUGGCCAAAGCUCUCUUCGGCCUUCUGCUCAGGCUGUUGAUCAACCCUCUGCUGUUGUUAGACUACUGGCUUCCUCUCCACCAAAAGCAAGCUCGUCGAAAAGUCUGUAUGCUUCUGCUGAAAUGAAAUCUGCCUCAGAAUCAGAUGCUUUGGUUGCAAAGGGAAAAGGAGCCCUCCAGCCUAGUGGAAGCCCCUUUCUGUAUGGUGGGACUCAAGUUAUGGGGCCUGCAGGGAGUCUAGCAAUGGGCCAUGGCAACCCUAAUUUUCCAGCUUUUUUGCCCCUUAUGCCAUUUGGUGGUCAGCAAGGUGGGGUCCCCACUUUUGGCAUGGCUUUUCCAGGAUAUGUCCAACCGGAACAUGGUUUAGGAAACCCCGAGAUGACAUGGCUGCCAAUUUUGACUGGUCCGGGAGCUCUAGGGGCUACGUACUGUCCGCCAUAUGCUGAUGUUGAUGGUUCUAACCAAGCGAGCAGGCCAGGGCUAUAUUCUGCAGGAUCCUCCAGCAAAGAAAACAGUACUAAUAAGCCUGAUAAUGAACAGAAAGCCUCACAGAGACCUGAGGCCACAAACAAUGGGAUUCUGCAGCGGCAGAACAACUCAAGCAAGCAGCCUCGCAGAUACUCAGAGAUGAACUUUAGCAAGUGAUUACAUUUUGUCUUUACUAUAUGAAACGAAAGGAGGGUCCUCUUGAAUGAAUAAGGCGAUGAAAGGAGGUUUAUAGAAAGCUUUGUAGAGCCUCCUCCCAGGCCCGUUUGGGCUGCAAUUGUUACUGGAUUUCUUAGGGUUUUGAAAUUUGGAAAUUCCAAUUGAAACCAGAGAAAGGAGGAUCUGGAUGGCUUUGGGCAGUGGUCAAUGCCGUGUUCAAGUCAGACGACCAUUGUCGGACUUGAUGGGUCAUUUAGAUCUUUAUGGUUCUUCUUUAUGGGUUUAAGAGUUUUUGGUCAAAUAUAUGCAUUCCGUGAGUUGAAGACCAGACUUCUUUUUUAGUGGUCUUUGAAGUUUCUGUCUGUUUAAUACAAUAAUAUGUAAUUCUUGAUUUUAUGUCUUUCUUCGGUGGAUUUUCCCCCCCUUUUUGUCUUAGUGCUUUGAUGAGUUUUGGUUCUGUGGUUUUUUGCUUUCUCCGCGUUUGGGUUUUUGUCAUUGUGGCCCAAUAUUAUUGGGAUAUGUAUUGUUUAAAUUACUUAAUGAGUAAAAGGGAAAAAUUGCAAAAAUAA